AUGGGAAUUGAUGAAUUUAGCGACUUGAAGUCGAAAAUGGACGGGUUCCAAACGAAAAUGGACAAGUUUCUAGAAAAGAGCAGAGAAGAGCUCAGUGUGAAGACAGAGCGGUACUGGGGUGGGGAGACUGAGAAGCUGAGGCUUAUUGAGACACUACGUGGGAAGUUAGAAGAGUUGGAAACACGACGUGUGGAUUUGCGGGAGGAUUUCGAGAGUUCACAACGCGAAGCAAACGAAGCGAACGCGCAAAGUAAAGCCUACCAUACAAAGCUCGAAAAGCUCAAGGAGGAGCGAGACUUCUUGAGAAAAGAGGUCGAAAAGCUGGAGGUGUUGCUACACGAGCAAGCACGGGAUUUGGAACGUGAGAAGGAGUCCCGUGAGCUCCAAAGUGGGCGAGAUGAGGCUGAAGUAGAGGCAUUUGAAAAGUUGUUGGGAUUGAGCAUAUCGGCGUCUGUACAGGAUGUGAUCACCUUCACAUUUACCGGAGAUUCGAAUUGCUGGAUCAGUUUGGAUGUCUCUGGCGAUGGAUACAAAAUCGCAGCCUCGCAGCCCCAGCUGCCGCAUGUUGCUGAGAAGGAUCUUGUCGACCAACUGUCGGCCACGGACGACCUUCGGGUUUUCCUAAAGAGUGCACGCUCACUGCUGCUUUCAGUUUCCUGA
Molecule: messenger RNA, 660 nt
Organism: Kluyveromyces marxianus DMKU3-1042
Lineage: Eukaryota; Fungi; Ascomycota; Saccharomycetes; Saccharomycetales; Saccharomycetaceae
Gene: SPC25
Product: kinetochore-associated Ndc80 complex subunit SPC25
Exons: 1
Coding region: 1-660 (219 amino acids)
Biological process (GO): chromosome segregation
Cellular component (GO): Ndc80 complex
Source: RefSeq, a predicted model, not a curated record